UUGCUCUGCUCUGCGAAUUCCUUUCUCGUAAUCCCUCUCUCUCUCUCUCUCUCUCUCAAUCACCGUCCAAAACCCAAAUUCCCAUUACUCCCCCUUUUCUCUCUCUCUCUCUCUCUCUCUCUCUCUCUCUCUCAAUUCUCCAUACAUGGAGCUUUUCCGAGAACUCCUCAUCUCUGUCGGUAUCUCCCUCCUUGUCUCUUUCGUCCUCGCCAAGCUCUUCUCAAUGGCCUCCCCUUCUCCUUCCACUACUCCACACGACACCAUCUCCUCCUCCUCCUCCUCCUCCCCUUCCCCUGCCCUUUCCAAAGAAUCCGUCUUCGUCGCACAAAACCCCGACCAAAUCCCGACACGUGUCAGCCUCGCCGAUCAAGCGGCGCAACUUAACCAACUCGAACAAAACGACCUCUCUAGGGCUCACACAGUCGGAUCCAUAUUGAAUUGCGACGACGACGAUGAUAAUGAUAACGAGGUCGUUUUGAACCGAGAGGACUCAAACGCGUCCUUGGCCGUUGGAUUGGAAAACAGGAUUAAAUUAGAAGGGAGUAGUAGGAGUAUUUUGACCGAGGCGGCAAAAGUCGGUGGGGUUGAAUACGAGGACCAGGUGUUUGACGAAAUUCCUGAAACGGCGGGGUUUCGUGAAAUUGAGAUAGAAUCGGGUAGGGACGAGGUAAAUGUGGGCGAAAGCGAGGACAAUAAGGGACACGAGAGCGAUGGAGUGGGGAGCAAUGAGAAUGAGGGUGGAGGAGAGGAGGGGGAGGGGGGUUUCGGUGACUGGGAGGGGGUGGAGAGGACGGAGCUGGAAAAACAGUUCGGCGACGCGGUGGUGUUCGUGGGGUCUAAGAGCAAUGCCGAUCAGAUUUCGAGGCUGGAUAGUGAUGCGAAAAUGCAGUUGUAUGGGCUGCAUAAGGUUGCGAUCGAAGGGACGUGUAGCGUGCCGGCACCCAUGGCGUUGAAGGUCUCUGCUCGCGCGAAGUGGAAUGCUUGGCAGCAGCUUGGAGACAUGAGUCGAGAGGAGGCCAUGGAGCAAUAUAUUAGCCAUUUGUCAAGGAGCAUUCCAGGGUGGACGGGGUGUGAUGCAAAAGGUUUCUCAGAUGAGAAAUCAGCUCCAGUUCCAACUGUUAAUGUACUUAACCAACAUGUUACAGAAAAUGAAAGUACGUUGAGGGAGCUGAAGCCUGGUGAUGAGGGACGUGGAAUGACUGGGAGCAUUCAAACUCCAUAAACACAGAGAACAAUUGGCUUCUCUGCUGUUUGCUUCCAUGACCGCAGCAGUACCUCCACAGAUUAGGAGUUUGCUUAAGGUUCAAAGCUUCGGUAUUGCGAAAACCAACUAUACUAUUCUGCUUCUGUAUGUAAAUGAAGUACUAGUCAUAAGUCUACGGUUACUUAUGUCUAGAGAGUCAUAGCCCUGGUUUUCGUAGGGCAUGGUCGGAACCGUUGUAAUUAUUAGGGUUUGGGAGAAUUUUUUUGUUUUCUUUCUUGCAUAUGUAAUUAUACUUAUAAUAUCAUUACGUAUAUAGAUUUGAUGGCGUUUGAAGAUCCUCAUCUGAGGAUACAUGCAACAA
Molecule: messenger RNA, 1565 nt
Organism: Rhododendron vialii
Lineage: Eukaryota; Viridiplantae; Streptophyta; Magnoliopsida; Ericales; Ericaceae
Product: acyl-CoA-binding domain-containing protein 3-like
Exons: 5
Coding region: 146-1222 (358 amino acids)
Biological process (GO): fatty acid metabolic process
Molecular function (GO): fatty-acyl-CoA binding
Source: RefSeq, a predicted model, not a curated record